Phanerochaete carnosa HHB-10118-sp is the source of this 1152-nucleotide messenger RNA. RefSeq lists its product as uncharacterized. The coding region runs from base 226 to 867 and encodes 213 amino acids. The transcript is spliced from 4 exons. Lineage: Eukaryota; Fungi; Basidiomycota; Agaricomycetes; Polyporales; Phanerochaetaceae. The record is from RefSeq and is a predicted model, not a curated record.
GCUACCUCUUGUAUGAACACAAAUAUGGUCAAACAAAUAGCGCUCGGCCUCGGCUCCGUCCACGCCCGGGGUCGUGAUUGAGGCUGUGCAUCGACGUUUUCCUUAUAACACCUACAACAAGCAACGUACUUUCCUUGUCUUUAGAUUCCAGGCUUGUGUUUGUGGUUUUUUGUGUUGCUCUAACUGCUCGUACGAAACAGUCUCACCAGACUAGCUCUUUCAAACAUGGCCGCCACGGAGAACACGCCUCUACACGACGAUGCCGCCAUCCAGGACGGCAACAUCAGCGAGACAACUCCGAAGCCGUCAGUUGACAUCGAUAUAUUUAUGGACUAUUUCGAAGGCCAGUGCAAUGCUCUGGUCGCCUUCUCUGCUAUGCUUAUAUGCCCGGCCCUUGUCAUCAAGACCUCGCCAGAAAUCUCGCUCUCUUGGCCCCUUAGAACCGUGGGGUUGCUUGUCUGCGAUCUCAAUGGCCUGUGUCUAGUGAUUUCCUUCUUUCUCCGGGUGAGCGCCUGGGUCGCAAAGCGUGGAGGGCACACAGAGCAGUUUGCCAAGGAUAUCACCAACCUGCGCAGGGGGCCCGCCCGAAGCCACGCUGCUGUCGUCGUCAGGGCUCCCGGCUGGCUCAUGACCGCGACCCUAGCCACCUUCCUCGUGGAAAUGAUCGGCUACUUUUACCUUUGGAACCCACCAGCCACUGCUAGCCCCAAGGCUCCGAUGCACGCUGGCGAGGAUAUGCUGUACCAGGUCUUGCUGAUCACGUUCAGCUUGUUCGCAACCCAGAGCAUUAUCAUUGCGAGCAAACUCGGGAAGCCCCCUGCCCCAGCCCCAAACCCUGAGGUCGCCGACGUGCAGGAGAAGGUGUGAACGGCAAGGCGAUGUAUCCCCCGGCGCGCUCAGGGAUGCGUUGAAGUCUGGACACAUGCCUGUCGCAUUCAUGGUGGACGCCCACCGUUCAGGGACAUUCUCUAGUUGAAACCAUUCCUAUCUCACGCACAAAUGUAGCUUCCCUUCAUCCAUGCUAGGACUUUCGGUCUCGCGACGCGUCACUUUACGUAGCACCAAUAUUAGCCUCUUCUUCCCGUUUAACAAGCUUCGACCAUUAUACAAACGCAGAUGUAAGGUACAGAAUAUGUCUUACAUAAGUACGAA